AUGCUCGCUCUUGCUCUUGCCGGUCUUGCCCUUCCCCUCGCUGCUCUCGCCGCACCCGCGGAGCUUGCGACUCGCGCAACGACGUACUGUGGCCAGUAUGACCAGGUGACCGCCGGAACGUACACUCUAUUCACCGACGAAUGGGGCGUCGGAUCGGGUGUGAGCGGUUCGGGAUGUGCCACUAUCACCUCGCAGUCCUCGAACACCAUUGCUUGGACCAACACAUGGACGUGGUCGGGCGGCAGUGGCAUCAAGAGCUAUACCAACGUGCAGCAGAACGCGAACGCUAACAGGAAGCUCUCCUCGAUCGGCACGAUGAACUCCAUCUGGAAGUGGUCGUACUCGAUUGGUAGCAGUGCCGUCGCAAACGUGGCUUAUGACAUGUUCACGAGCUCGACGUCCGGCGGCUCUUCUCAGUACGAGAUCAUGGUCUGGCUUGCUAACUACAAUGCGGGCCCCAUCUCGUACAACUACAACUCCGCUGGCCAGCCCGUUGCCAUCAAGAGCAGCAUCAGCGUCGCAGGCCACACCUGGAACCUCUAUGAGGGCACAAACGGCGCUAACGUCGUUUUCUCAUUCUUGCCGACGUCGGGAACUAUCACCUCUUUCAGCGGCGAUCUCAAGGCCUUCUUCACUUACCUCAUCAACAACGAGGGGCUCUCGUCGUCGCAGUACCUUACUACCCUCCAGGCUGGUAGCGAAGCCACCUCGGGCUCGGGCACCCUCACCACGUCCUCCUACACGGUCAACAUCAACUAA
Molecule: messenger RNA, 759 nt
Organism: Peniophora sp. CBMAI 1063
Lineage: Eukaryota; Fungi; Basidiomycota; Agaricomycetes; Russulales; Peniophoraceae
Source: the annotation of a GenBank genome assembly